Columba livia (rock pigeon) is the source of this 3324-nucleotide messenger RNA. RefSeq lists its product as uncharacterized. The record is from RefSeq and is a predicted model, not a curated record. Gene Ontology annotation, molecular function: protein-membrane adaptor activity; protein binding. The transcript is spliced from 14 exons. Gene Ontology annotation, biological process: nucleus-vacuole junction assembly. NCBI's taxonomy places the organism in Eukaryota, Metazoa, Chordata, Aves, Columbiformes, Columbidae. The coding region runs from base 464 to 2188 and encodes 574 amino acids.
GUACACAUGCAGACAAGGUGGUGCUUACCUUUCAUGUGGAAAGCUGCCUUACAAAAACAGAGGUUGCUUGGUCCAUUAUCCCAGAGCUUUUCUAGCCUCAUGAAGGCUUUGGUGGAUGCUCCAGAAGUUAAACUCUGUUUUCCACGAAAUGCAUUUAGGUUAUAAUUUUAUUUUUCUUCAAUCAAGGGAAGGGUGCUGGAGUGUGGCUCCAGUACAGCCUUUUAAAUAAUAUUUUGUAAACUCUAGGAGAUUUGCAGAAACCAGCCUUGCUGUGCAAUGUAGCUUUUUGGAUACAGCAGCUUGUCUACUUUACAGCAGCUGCGGAUUAUGUAGUGUUAACAUCUUGUAAGACAGGACAAACAGUGAGGCAGCAAGUUAGUGGAAAAAGUGGACAGGUUGAGAAGAAACUUUUGUUUCCAUCUGCUUCUUUUUUCUCUUGCUUUGUGCUGCUGUUGGAACAAGAAUGGGUCAACUGUGUGGACGAUGCAUGCAGCUGCUGCGGGACUUCGUGGCGUUUGUUCAGAGGAUGUCCUCUGACUUGGUGCGCAGCGUCAAGGAAUGCUUGACUCUGAUAAGCAAAUGCUCGUGCUUGAAACAAAACAGCUCUAAAGCCAGACAGCUUUACAAGCCCAUCCUGCAGCCUCAUGAGAGAGUUACAGCGCAGGAGUUUCUGCAGCAUAUUGAAACAGGUUUUGAAAUGUCACCACUUGGAAAGGACUCUCUGGAAGCCUUGAGGACCUUAGCAUUUUCAGAAAACCCGGGUUUACAGCAGUCUGCUGCCCUCUAUUACUUGCAUAUGAGUCAGCACAUGAACAUCCCCCUGCCUGUGGAGCAUCUGGAAUCCUUCUAUGCCUUACUACGGUCUGCUGACCUGGAGGUGCAGCAGAUGUCUUCCUUGUCCCUUGUCAAUAUCUUGCUGGAAGGAAAUAUCGACAAGGAAUUAGUUGUUCAAAUGGGUUUACUUGAGCCAGUUCUGGAUCUGCUUGAGUCAGAGGAUCCCACCGUCCAGUGUAACUCCUGUGCCUGCACCAUGAUUUUGGCUGUUUCAGAGUCCAACCGAGAGGCUAUUUGUGCUGCUCGAGGAGUUACACCCCUACUGUCUCUUGCCAAUUCCUGUGAUCCUAGAGUCCAACAAAAUGCAGUUGGUGCUAUUCUCAGCCUCACACAAUCAGAGAAAAUACAACAGGUCCUAUGCAAGGAAGGAGCUCUACCAGUUCUUGCCUUGCUGCUGGAAUCUCCUGACUCAGAAGUGCAGUAUUACAGCUGUGCUGCCCUAAGCAACAUGGCAGCCAAUGCUCAGCACCAUGAAGCAAUGCUGAGACCUGGCAACAGAUUCCUGCUGCGGACACUUAUCUCUCUCCUAUCCUCUUCUGUGGGCAAGGUCUCAAGCCAGGCAUGUGUUUGCCUAAGAAAUUUGGCUACCAGUGCAGACAUCCAGGCCGAGAUGGUUGCUGAGGAUGUCCUGCCCAAGCUGUGCUCUCUCCUGGCAUCCGGCAACGAGGACGUGCGUCAUGCUUCCAUCGCCCUGCUCUGGAUACUGUCCCAGCACCCGCGCAACCAGGACACUCUGGCGUGUGCCGAGCUACUACAGAGCCUGGGGAUGUUACUGUCACUGCAUAAAACAGACCCUGUAAUAGUUGCCCAUGCCGCUUGCAUCAUCAAAAACCUGAGCCUUUCCAAAAAUACAGAGAGAAUCAUCGAAAGCCGAUGUGUUGAAAGUCUCCUCCAGACUAUGCUUUCUACCGACACUGAAGAAGACUCUCUUCAUUAUGUGACAUCUUGCCUUGCUGAGCUAUCAAAGCAAGAGGGAGCCACAUUACACAUGGUCCAGUGGAUAGAUGAACCCCUGACAAAGUGCUUGGUGAGACUGGCUGGCCAGCUGAAACAUACUGAGACAUCCUUUCAAGCUGCCUCCAUCAUCCAGCACGUGAUAGGUCAUGAAAAAAUGGUACUUUUGUUGAAGCAUCACAUCGGGGAGAUUCAGGCCUACCUCAAGAAUUUUCUUGUCCACCAAGAGAUCCGCUUUCAGCAGCUGGGCAUCGCCACUUUCUGCAGACUGCAAGCAGAUCCAGAAUUUGCAUUAGCAUUCAGAAAAAGCCAAAUGGCCAAACUCCUUGAGCAAGUCCGUCAGCAAACAGAAGAAACUCAAGAGCUCCUCAGGGCAGCUAAUUGCCAUGAAGACAGUUAAUAUAUAAGCCAGAUGGCAUAUGAAAAUUUACCAGAUCAAAGAGCUUGAACUUUCAGAGAAGACAAGUCUUUCAUUGGUUCCUGUAGUUAAAGUUUUCCUGCUAUUUGCAGUUUCAUCACACAGAAAGAGAUGUUCUGAUAACAAGAAUCAGAGCAGGUCAAAAGACAAUCCCUUAAACGCUUUGGCUGGCUGCUUAUGUGUGCUUGAGGACUACAGCUGCAUUCCUUCCAGUGGCUUGGAAAACACCUGUUACGCUUGGGUAAUCUUCUGUGCUUUGUUUUGGGUUUCCUAAUUGCCCCCUCCAAAAAGCAAGUGCUGUAUUCCUGAGGUUUUACUCCCAAAAUAAGCCAACUCUGCUGAAGAGGCAUCUCCCAAGUACACAGGUUACUCUGCAUUCAUCUCUAUUUUGUUUCUGUUCUGUGUCCCUUAUUUCAGAGCACGCUCCAGGGACUUGACUUUAGAAAAUAACUGAAUUAACAUAUAGUAUAAAAGUUGUAAACGGGUUACUACAGGAAAUAACUGCUGAGGAACAACUGAAAGAAAUUUUAAGAAAUUCGUAAGAAACAAGAAUGGAGCAAGCCUUGAGGCUGACCCUUGAUAUGCUGUAGGCACUACUUUCCAGUAGAAAAUCAAAGGCACAUUGAGGCAGAUAAAUGCUGCAGAGAGCGCAUUCAGAAUAUAGCAGCCACUGCAAAAGAUUUGGGUGGCAGUUGUCUGAAUAUAGAAAUCUGUGUUCUGCAGAUGGCAAAAUAUUUCCAAAGGUACUUACAACAGGUAAAAAGCAAAGAAAUCUUGCAAAAUUAGGAAUUGAUCUUACAUUUUGAUAUUGAUGCUUUAUUUUAAAAGGAGUUAAAGAACAAAAGUAGUAGAAGUAUGCUUAAAUUCAAAUAAUUUUCUUACGUAUAUACAAGACACUGAGCAAUCUCACCUCUCUUCUCCAGAGGGUAAGAAUCUCACAGACCUUUCAGCCAAUCAAAAUAGUAUUUUUCAGGGAAAAAAAAAGUAGCAUAGAGCCUUGAAAUUAUGGAACACUAGUUUUAUAAUGUAGGUUUUAAUGUGUAAGAGAACAGUUAUCUAUUAUCUAUUAAAUCUAUCUAUUAUCUAUUAAAUAUAAGAAUCCUGCUGGAACACUGACA